Messenger RNA from Glycine soja, 1263 nucleotides. Its product is annotated as WUSCHEL-related homeobox 11-like. NCBI's taxonomy places the organism in Eukaryota, Viridiplantae, Streptophyta, Magnoliopsida, Fabales, Fabaceae. Gene Ontology annotation, molecular function: DNA binding; DNA-binding transcription factor activity. The transcript is spliced from 3 exons. Gene Ontology annotation, biological process: adventitious root development. Bases 74 to 961 code for a protein of 295 amino acids. The record is from RefSeq and is a predicted model, not a curated record.
UGUCUAAUAUUAAUAAUUAUACCUAGGUUUCAGGUUCAUCAAGCAUUUUCUUAUUCCUUUGUAGUGCAUUGGAAUGGAAGAUCAGGGUCAGCAGCAGCAGCAGCAGCAUCAAGUGGAGGCAAAGAGUCCAAGGCAAGGCACCGAGAGGAGUGAAGCGGUUCGGUCAAGGUGGACUCCAAAGCCAGAACAAAUCCUCAUACUCGAGUCCAUCUUCAACAGUGGCAUGGUUAACCCUCCAAAGGACGAAACCGUCAGAAUAAGGAAGCUUCUCGAGAAAUUCGGCGCCGUCGGCGACGCCAACGUCUUCUACUGGUUCCAGAACCGCCGCUCCAGAUCCCGCCGCCGCCAGCGCCAGAUGAUGCAACAGCAGGCUACUGCCACCGCCACCGCCACCGUCACCACCUUUGAUCACCCUCAGCCUCAGACUCAGACUCUUGUUAAUGUUGGUGGUGCAAUUCCACAUGAUCACCACACCUUGGGAAACCUUGUUGUUGCAACUGAAAGUAGUGCUACUUCAACCAUGGGUUUUGGUUGUUCUUCUCAAUCUUCUUAUGGUUUUCUUGGUUCCUCUUCUUCUUCUUCUUCUUGUGGUGGUGGUGUAAUUGGUGGCCAACAACAAGGCAUGGAUGGUUUCUUCUCAUCGGUUUCUUCUCAUCAAAUGGGUUUCCCUGAUCACCACCACACUUCACCUGCUUCAUCAGCUUUGUACCCUCCUCUUGAUCCAAAUUUGACCUACCAGGCUGGAUAUGGGGGCCCUAAUAUUUCAGGAUUCAUUACAGUGUUUAUCAAUGGAAUUGCAACUGAACUUCCAAAGGGGCCAAUAGACCUCAAAACCGUGUUUGGAGAAGAUGUAAUGUUAGUUCAUUCCUCUGGAGUUCCAAUUCCCACCAAUGAAUUUGGGUUCUUGAUGCAUAACCUUCAACAUGGCGAUAGCUACUUUCUGGUAUCAAAGCCAACAUAAGUAUGAAAACAUCAACCUAGCAUCAAUGGAAGCUUCCGUUUAGUGUUUCUCUGAUUGCCUUUGUCUGCUCAGCAUGUCCUUUUAACUAUUUCUUCGUAAUUUCAUGUGUCUCAAACAAUAGACAUAAUAUCUAUUGUGUGAUUAUAGAAGUCAAUAUCUAUAUAUGUACCUUAGCAAAUAUAUAUACUGUACCUUCUUAUCUUUGUUUUUAGCACAAACAUGUUUUUUUCAAACUCUAUAUUAUCAUCAAGUUGUGUAAAUUAAGCAUAUAUAUAUUUGGUUUCGCGUUUUAGUAUAAGUAA